AUGAGUACUGAUCAAUGUCAAACCAACGAGGUAAACAAGUUUGUUAGUAGAGCAGAGAAAAACGCUCUUUCAAGCAGAAAGAAUACGCCUUCUUUUAAAACAACUAGAAGCAUACAGAAUCGGCCACGGACUUUCAACAACAGAAUAGAAGAGAAAUUUUUGCAGCAUCCAGAAAGUUUUAACCGACCAUUUUCCUAUAUGAAUGUCCAUCCUAGGGCUUUGGAAGACCAGAAUCUAGAGUUGGCAACGUUAAAAUCAAACAAUAAUAAAACUUCCUGGGCCAAGGAUUUCAGAUACAACCACUCUAAAGACGUAGAAUUACCUAUCGAAAACCAGCUAACAAAUCUUAACCUAGGCAAAGAACUGCACAAGCCUAAAAUGGGGCUGGACCCCUGCUUUUAUUCGCCCAAAAUCUUUAGCAUGCCUUCUUUUCCCCUAAUUGAUCAUGAAGUACCCAAAACAAGGAGUUUACAACUUCCUGUUAGCAGUCACAUUGAUUCUUUAAUCAAUGCUGAGUUUUUGGAAAUGGAAGGCAGUAGUUUCAAUGAAGAAAUCCACGUAGAAGAGAAAAGUUCAGCUGGGGAACUAGAAAAUGAAGAAGCCGUCAUAAAAGGUUUGGCUUCUGAUAUAGUCGAGUUUUGCAGUAACAAUAGUGCCGAUGCAGAUAUAAAAGAAAGACUAAAUAGUUCAAAAUUCAUGGGACUGAUGGGUGAUAUCAGCGAUGGUUCUAUAAUUUUGAAGAAAGAGGAAGAUGAAGAGAAAAAUCUUCAAAAACACGUUGGCUUCUGCUUUGAGGGUACAGGAAGUUGGGCAGGUCCUGAAUUUCAUAAUGUUAAUGACAGAUGUGCACAGUGA
Messenger RNA from Saccharomyces mikatae IFO 1815, 855 nucleotides. It is a transcript of the gene PEX18, whose product is annotated as Pex18p. The coding region runs from base 1 to 855 and encodes 284 amino acids. The transcript has a single exon. The record is from RefSeq and is a predicted model, not a curated record. Lineage: Eukaryota; Fungi; Ascomycota; Saccharomycetes; Saccharomycetales; Saccharomycetaceae.